This is a messenger RNA of Daphnia pulex (common water flea), 2184 nucleotides long. RefSeq lists its product as uncharacterized. The coding region runs from base 1 to 1971 and encodes 656 amino acids. The record is from RefSeq and is a predicted model, not a curated record. Gene Ontology annotation, molecular function: protein binding. NCBI's taxonomy places the organism in Eukaryota, Metazoa, Arthropoda, Branchiopoda, Diplostraca, Daphniidae. The transcript is spliced from 3 exons.
AUGUGGACUACGUUAUUCGUCUCGAUUUUGGUACUGGUGAAUGUCUGCCCAUCCAACACUUCCAAAAUUUCGCCAUGGACUAAACUGCAAAUAUCUCCUACUGAACUUUGCUCUAUGCCCUACGGCAGUUUUCGAGUGAACAUUUACCAACACGCAAGCAAUAACAAAAGUGACCAAAGCAACAACAAGUUUUUCUACGCUCCCAUCGCCCUGCUAGAUCACCAAAGUGCCGUCAGUCAAUUCAACAACAUCACGAUGCUCCAGGAGAUUCGAUUCCGCAUUGAAAUGUGGAACGAUAUCGUCGAAAGCGAAGUGGUGAAGUAUUUAAGCAAAGUAGUCGAUCACGAAGUUCAACCUCAUCAAGUGCAAGUGAUACCCUUCGAGAAGGUGGUACUCGUCAGUACAAUACCACCAAAAGCUGAUUCUUUAACCACCAAUUGGCUGCCUUUUGAAUUCCACAAAUCACUGCCAUUUUCUCUUUCGUGUUUCGAACGAAAUGUUUGCGACCAACUCGCUCAAGACAUGCGCUCCAAACCCGAACAGUUCAACUAUUUAAAAUUUCUCUUCAGUUGGACGUGUCAGACUACGGAAACUAAGGACACAGUCAUCCGCAUGGAAAAUGUCAUUUCGAGUCAAAUGGUUAACAAACUACAGCGAAGAUUCAGUCAAGACACAAAAGAAGUUUUCCUGACUGCCAAUGACGAGAAGCAACUUUUAGCAGAAACGACAACUAAUGUCUUGAUGGAUACUUUCAAGGACUCGGAUAUCGUUUCACCUCACUCGGGACGGGUUGUUUAUAACUCGUUGAACAACUUGCUCUUCUCUUCCACGGCCACCAUUAAGGAUCAAAGCGAUUGGGACUUGGUCUUUUGGACAGACGACUUUUACCGACCGGAUAAAACUUCGGACACGUUGAACAAAAUUUUUGAAAAAAUGAACACGGAAGGACAAGAAAAGUUGCGGAGGUUGUAUCACCAUGCAGAUAAAAUAGACGGCGAAGUGGCAAAGUUCAUCGAGUUAUUUGCAGAUGAAGCAAACUCUACUAACGAAUUAUACCGUCACGGCUCAACGACGAAGGAGGGUAUCGAAACAUUUUAUCGAGAAAGUAAAGACCACGUCAUCUGGGCUAGUGAUAAAUUCAUUCCCAAACUGCUGUCGCUCAAUAGAUUUAAACUGGCACAGUUAAGAGACCAACUAUCGCUGCAAUAUCGUAAAGUGUCUAUCCGUUACACCGCCGCCGCCCUGUCGAUCCCUAUGAAUUUCGCCCAAAAUGCUGACAUGACAGUCACAGACGAAUGGCACAGUCUCAAGCUCAGCGUAGCCAAUCUGACAAAAGGAUUAUUAGGAAAAACAAGCGCAGAGAACUUCGACAAAAUACCUAGAUCUUGCGACGAUCUUCGGAGGAUCGGACACACCCAUAGCGGAUUGUAUUCGAUUAUGGGAGCUCAAACGGUUAAAAGCGUCUAUUGCAACUUUACAAAGCUUUCCAGUGAUGCGGAUUUCCAGAAAUUGAUUGGAUUUUUAGACGUCAAGUCAUCGCCAACUUAUUUCUUCGUGCAGAGAAAAACCAAGUUUGGGAAAAAAAAUAUUCCUAUUCCUUUCGAAGUGGAAAGACUAAACACAGGAGGAGCCAUGAACUUGGAGACAGGAAAAUUUACAGCCCCUGUAUCAGGAACUUAUUUCUUUUCCUUUUCAGGAGUGAUGGUAUUUGGUUCAACAUAUCAGUUUAUCAAUAUGGGAUUAUAUAAAAAUGAUGAAUUAAUGGGAGCUGGUCAUUCUGAUGAGAGUAGUCAAUCUGAGAUGCUAUCCUUACAAUCGACACUCAAUUUGAAAAGAGGGGAUGAAAUAUGGUUGCAGAUUUUUAGCAUGUCAACAUCAGGAGGGGGCAUACGUGGAGAUUAUUUCAAUAACUUUAAUGGCUUUCUCUUACAGGAAAAUAUUGUUGAAACAUAUGGGAAUCUUACAUUAUAAUUAAGUUAAACUGCAAGUGGAAGCAAAAUGGAGGCUGAAUUUACUAAUGCAGAAAACAAUUUCUAUAAAUUAAAUAAUCUAAGUGGACAACCGGCUCAGACAAAAUCUCUAAGAAUAUGCUGUAAGAAAAUAGAUCGUGCUGCUUACCAAAUAUGUUGGCUAAAGUUAGCUUAAAAAAAAGUCACAAGUUUAAAAUAAAAAUAUGUCAUUGUG